AUGCUGCACACCGAGGGCCACGCUCUUCUUCGGGCGGUGGGUCAGGGUAAGCUUCGCUUGGCCCGUUUGCUUCUGGAGGGAGGAGCCUACGUGAAUGAGGGUGAUGCCCAGGGGGAAACUGCGCUAAUGGCGGCCUGCAGGGCCCGCUACGACGACCCUCAGAACAAGGCACGCAUGGUACGCUACCUCCUGGAGCAAGGCGCGGACCCCAACAUCGCAGACCGCUUAGGGCGCACAGCGCUCAUGCACGCUUGCGCCGGGGGUGGAGGAGCCGCAGUGGCCUCUCUGCUCCUUGCCCACGGCGCAGACCCCUCAGUCCGAGAUCACGCUGGCGCUUCGGCGCUUGUCCACGCACUGGACCGCGGGGACCGUGAGACCCUUGCCACGCUGCUGGACGCCUGCAAGGCCAAGGGCACGGAGGUCAUCAUCAUAACCACGGAUACCUCGCCCUCGGGCACCAAGAAGACCAGGCAGUAUCUCAAUUCUCCACCGUCCCCGGGGGUAGAGGAUCCUGCACCCGCUCCUCCUAGUCCAGGGGUCUGCACGUCGCCUUCUGAAGUCCAGCUGCAGACUGCAGGAGGAGGACGGAGCUUGUUAUCCCCUCGCGCCCAGGAAGAAGAGGAGAAAAGAGACAUAUUUGAAUUUCCUGUUCCUAAGCCCCCUGACGACCCUUCCCCUUCCGAGCCUCUCCCCAAGCCGCCUCGACAUCCUCCAAAACCACUCAAAAGGCUCAACUCUGAGCCCUGGGGCCUUGUGGCUCCUCCUCAACCGGUCCCUCCAGCCGAAGGGAGGCCGGGGAUGGAGCGCCUGGCCGCUGAAUUUAACGGCCUGACCCUAACCGGUAGACCGCGUCUUUCCCGGCGUCACAGCACCGAAGGCCCGCAGGACCCGCCCCCGUGGGCGGAGAAAGUGACAGGCGGGGGUCCUCUCUCGCGCCGAAACACAGCGCCCGAGGCUCAGGAGUCUGGUCUUCCUGCAGGGCUAAGGCAAAAACUGAGCCGCAUGGAGUCCGUGGAGCUCGAUACCCCUGGACAUUUUUGCCCUGACUCUCCCGAAUGCAGCCGCUUAUCCCUGGAGCGCCGGCGAUACAGCGCCUCUCCGCUGACCCUCCCUCCAGCGGGCUCAGUUUCUUCUCCCCGCCAGUCCCAAGAGAGUCUGCCCGGGGCUGUAUCCCCGCUGAGCGGACGGAGGCGGAGUCCCGGGCUGCUGGAACGCAGGGGUUCCGGGACCCUGCUCCUGGACCACAUCUCACAAACGCGACCUGGUUUCUUGCCUCCUCUCAACGUCAGCCCCCACCCUCCCAUCCCCGACAUUCGCCCCCAACCCGGAGGUCGGGCACCCUCACUGCCUGCCCCUCCUCAUUCUGGGGCACCAGGGUCUCCCAGGACCAAGCGCAAGUUGGUGAGACGCCACUCCAUGCAGACUGAGCAGAUUCGCCUGCUAGGGGGUUUCCAGAGUCUAGGCGGGCCAGGGGAACCGGGGCGCUGAGAGAAGUGAGAGCCACCAAGGAGGGGGAGGGUCAGGCCCUGAUGGCGGGAGAACCAGCUGAUACCUCGGACACGGGAUCUCUUGCAUGUGCUCACGGCACUGUGCACGCACACAUGGGUAAGCAUGUGUCCACAAGCACAGUACACUCACUAGCGAGGAAGGAUAAAUACUGUGUUUACUGGGCGUAUAGAACCACGCAUUCGUGUCCUGGUCAUUUCAUACGCACACGGGAUUACUUGGGUGCCCAGAGGCACAGCACACCAACAGAGGACCACAUGUGCUAGGGUCCCAGACUCACUGGCAUUUGUUCAGAAGUAGCAGGAAGUCCCCACUUAAGGAUGGUCUCCUGUAUCUUUGCUCUCCUGGAAAAGCAAUCCCUUGCUUUCUAUGUAUGCCCUGAAACGUGGCCUAUCAUACUUUCGCAUACUCUGCUUUCUGUUCAUGAAUCUCUCUCCCCAUUCUGCAGGUCUUGCUUCUCCAUGCCUGGCUCCUUGCUCACACCCGGCUUCCAUCCGCUUUUCAGGAUGUCUUCACUUUUCCUAGGGUUCCCGCAACAGCGCCCAGUCUCGGUUCUGUUGCUGCCUUCCAUGCUCUCAACUUGCUUUUUAUUCCCACCCUGCACCCCACCCCCCAAAACACACACCACUACAGAUUGUCUUGUUUACCCCAGGGGGUGGGUCAUGGGCUCUAAGCUGAUCUUCUGUGUGUCUGAGCUUAUGAACACCCCUACAGGUAGAAGUGGGGAGUAAGCCUAAGCCAGCCCCCCUUGCCACUUGACAUGUCAAAUAAAUGUGUUCCGAAGUCUC
Myodes glareolus (Bank vole) is the source of this 2294-nucleotide messenger RNA. The record is from RefSeq and is a predicted model, not a curated record. NCBI's taxonomy places the organism in Eukaryota, Metazoa, Chordata, Mammalia, Rodentia, Cricetidae.